AUUCGAUUGCUUCAGAAUAUCUGUCAUUGAUAAGGAUAAAAUAAAAAAUAGAUAUGUGAUUUUAUCAUUUUAAAAUUUCACUAUGUGAAAUGAGUAUUUUGUAAACUUAGUUACAUGGUUUAGUAAAAGCUGGAAUUUCAGCUCGAUCUGGAACCGGCGCCUAGUGUUCUUCAGCUUCUUCGACGAGACGAAGAGAAGGUUGUAACGACGGUGCCUUUUGAGGAUUUCCUUCGCCAUCGCUACGGAAGCUGACUGCCCAUCUGCUGGAUGGUGAUUCUCUCGUUCCCUUUUGUUUUUGGUAACCGAUUCCUUCAUUCAUUCAUCGUUCUGGUACAGAUCUGGCUUGAUCUUCGGGAUUUCCCAGGUUUUGAAGCCGUCUUGAAUCUCAAUGAGAGAGCGAGAAGGCGCGUUGUGCAGAUUUCCCUCCAUCUGCAGAACUGGAAGUUGCUCGUGUUGAAGGCGUUAAUUCAUCGAGGAAGAAGAGGAGCAAGUGACAUUUUGGGCAUUGGCUAUGCCAACUGUGGUAAUCACAAGGACAAUAACGAUGUCGGUUGCUUUUCCUCUUCCAUCAUUUCUUUGAGGUGAUCGAAAGGAUCAUGCGUCCAAGUCAGAUCGGACCAAAUCGAGCUCAAAUCUAUGUUUAAAUGAAAAGAUUAAGCUCUGGAGUAAUUCAGACCGUCCAUACAAGAUUUGAGAAGAUAUGAGUUAUUCAUCAUGAUUCGGUCUAUCCAACUUAAGAGACAGUAGAUGAGGACUCAUGUUGAAGAUCAGUACAUUUGGAUCAGAUUUAAAGGGAUAUCCAUUGUUGGAUCAGAUAUGAAGAAUUGUUAGUCGUCUGUUCAGAUCUGGGAUUGAUUCAAAAGCCGAAGAGAAGCAAUAGCAAUGGGAUCGAGAGUUUGGAGAGUAGAGGCGCGUGAGAGAGAAGGAGAUCUCCGAUCCUCUUCGGAGUCGGCCACCAGAUCUCAUCCACCUUCAUCCAUCAAUGCUCAGAGAAGCAAGGUGAUUCCCUACUUCCUCUGAGCACCGUCAUUGAGCUCUGCCCAUCUUCUUCAUCCGUUUUUGGCGUUUGUCAUUACCUAGGUUUGAGCUGGAGCCAUCGUCAAAACUACAAGGGAGAUAAAGAUUUUCCAUCACUUUUUAGUUUUGCAUCCACCGUUCAGAUCAACACUUCAUCUCCAUCUCAGUUCCAACGAUGCCACUCCUGAUUUCAUUGCCACUUGGUUAUCCUCUCUGAGUUAGAUUUGGCAAAAGCUUGGGAUGCCUUAUCUUGGUUGUAAGUGUAGGAUCGUAGUACGUUGGGGGAGGGUGGUGAAUUUUAAAACUAGUUCUUUUUUCAGCUUUUUAAAACUGAGUGCAGAGCAGAAUACAAUUAUAUAAGAAAGAAUAAAAAUAAAAUACAAGCGAUUUUAUUUAGUUCGGAGCCUUCGACGACUCCUACUUUAAGACUCAAGUCCUUUGGACAUUUUCGAUACGUAAUCCACUAAUCAAUCAUAAUCAAUACAUGAAUGAACAAGUAGGAAGUAUAAUAACCUAUACUUCCUUUAUAUAGUAAUUUAAAUGACUUAAGAAAAUAUUACCAACACGAAUACGGAGAAUUGAUUAGCUCGGCUCGAGAGGCAGUCAGUUCGGAUGUGGUCUUCGCUAGCUCAACUUGAGAGGUCAUCAGUUCGGAUCUCACAACCUCCAACUUGGCUCACAAGGACCCUAGUUCUACUUCCUGGGUGUCCAUGUUCCUCUAUUGAUCAGACACCCGUAGAGACCUGGCCUCCAACUCAACAUCUUUUGCUGCUAGCUCCGAGGCAUAGGCAAUUUCCAGUUCCUCUAAUUUAUUGGAGAGACCUUGAACUUCAGCGAUUUUUCAUCUAAGUUAGCCAUCAUUCAGGUCCUCCUCGUCUUUUCCAACCGGAGCUUAUCUUCAUUGGUCCUCAAGGCGCCCUCUAGUUUCUAUGCUUUUAUUACCUCGUCGCUGGCCAGCUCCUGAGCUUCUUGCGCUUUCCUUUCUAGUUUGCUUAAUAUAUCAGCUUGUGUUAGAGCUCCCUGGUGUGUAUCCUCAUUUGGGACCGGACGAGAGCCGUAGAAGAUCCCAAUUGUGCUAUCUGCUCCCUCAAUGCCUCGUUCUUACAUGCCAAAUCCACCAAGGUUUGGGAUACUUUCAUCUCAAUCCCUCAAAACUAAAGCAAAGCAGUAUUAGCGAUAUUCCAAUUAAAAGGAUAAGCUAGCUGAAACAUACCACGAUUAAGUCCUAAGCAAACCCAUCUGUUAGCCUUAUUGUAGUGUGGUCGUCUGUCCGAGUCAUUGAGUUCACCCAAGCCUAUUCGAGUAAGUCCUUCAGUUGUACCUGCCUACGGGCAGGAGAGAGAUCCGAAGACAAGGCUACUCCCUGAACGAAUGACACAUUGAAGGCAGCAGAAAAUUUGAAGUGGCUCUCCGUCUAGCUGAUGUGCGUAAAUAUUAUGAUCGUUUAUGCAUAUUUUAAUGCACAUUCACUUGCUUUACGCGUAUAUAUUAUUUGCGUGAUCGUCUCUUUUAUCAUAUACUCAUCAUAAAUAAACUUUUGUUCGGAGAUCUGCUCUUUGUUUGGUCUUGUGUUGACAGGGACAACUUUUGGAGCAAAAACAGCGAUUGUCGACGCACCAGAAUGAGGUAAAGAACACGACCGUGCAACCUCUCACGGUCGUGUGGCCAAACAGAGGAAGAACAGUGCACGACCGUGCAACUCUUGCUUGACCAUGCGACCAAAUAGAGAUGGAUCCGUGCAUGGCCGUGCAAACCUGCACGGUCGUGCCCCCCACGACAGAAGCCAAGCCAUACACGGUCGUGCGAUCCUGCACGGCCGUGUCCCAGGAGCAGUGCCCCAGAUCCACACGGGCGGCCGUGCAGCACGACCAGAGACAAAA
Molecule: messenger RNA, 2897 nt
Organism: Zingiber officinale
Lineage: Eukaryota; Viridiplantae; Streptophyta; Magnoliopsida; Zingiberales; Zingiberaceae
Exons: 3
Coding region: 268-585 (105 amino acids)
Source: RefSeq, a predicted model, not a curated record